CCAACAUCCUCUAAGAUGUUUAUAUGGACCAGUGGCCGGACUUCUUCAUCUUAUAGACACGAUGAGAAAAGAAAUAUUUACCAAAAAAUCAGAGACCACGACCUACUGGACAAAAGAAAAACUGUCACAGCACUGAAAGCUGGCGAGGACCGGGCCAUUCUCCUGGGACUGACCAUGAUGGUGUGCUCCGUCAUGAUGUACUUUCUGCUGGGGAUCACACUCCUGCGCUCAUAUAUGCAGAGCGUGUGGACUGAAGAGUCUCAGUGCACGUUGCUGAACGCGUCCAUUACGGAAACAUUUAACUGCUCCUUCAGCUGUGGCCCCGACUGCUGGCAACUCUCUCAGUACCCCUGCCUCCAGGUGUACGUGAACCUGACUUCUUCAGGUGAAAAGCUUCUUCUCUACCACACCGAAGAGACGAUAAAAAUCAAUCAGAAGUGCUCCUAUAUCCCUAAGUGUGGAAAAAAUUUUGAAGAAUCCAUGUCUCUGGUGAAUGUUGUCAUGGAGAACUUCAGGAAGUACCAGCACUUUUCCUGCUAUUCUGACCCGGAGGGAAACCAGAAGAGUGUCAUCCUCACCAAACUCUACAGUUCCAACGUGCUGUUCCAUUCACUCUUCUGGCCCACGUGUAUGAUGGCUGGCGGCGUGGUGAUCAUUGCCAUGGUGAAACUCACACAGUACCUCUCCCUGCUCUGUGAGAGAAUCCAGCGGAUCAAUAGAUAAACGCAAAAUGGAUGAGAUUAUUUUUUUUAAAGCUCAAAUACUGUUUUCUUUCAUUCUUCACCAAAGAACCUUAAGUUUGUAAUGUGCAGUCUGUUAUGAGUUCCUUAUACGUAGAGCAAUAAUGUAAAAGCUGUUCUAUAUGCAAACAUGAUGUCUUUAUUAUUCAGGAAA
Messenger RNA from Pteronotus mesoamericanus, 894 nucleotides. It is a transcript of the gene KCNMB2, whose product is annotated as potassium calcium-activated channel subfamily M regulatory beta subunit 2. The transcript has 4 exons. Bases 16 to 723 code for a protein of 235 amino acids. The record is from RefSeq and is a predicted model, not a curated record. Gene Ontology annotation, molecular function: potassium channel regulator activity; calcium-activated potassium channel activity. Lineage: Eukaryota; Metazoa; Chordata; Mammalia; Chiroptera; Mormoopidae. Gene Ontology annotation, biological process: potassium ion transport; detection of calcium ion. Gene Ontology annotation, cellular component: membrane; voltage-gated potassium channel complex.